CCAACCCCCCGCCUUUGUUCUUGUCGAGAGGCGCUGCCAGCCCCGCCAUGGAGGCGCCGAGACCCCGGCCUGGGCAGGUGACCUUUGAGGACGUGGCGGUCUAUUUCUCCCGGGAAGAAUGGGAAGAGUUAAGCGAAUGGCAACGGGAGCUCUACCAAGCGGUGAUGAUGGAGAAUUACGAGGCGGUUCUGUCCUUGGGACCCCUGCCCAUCAAGCCGCGGAUUAUCAACCAAAUUGAACAGAAGGAGGCCGUUGUCACGGGAGAAUUGUGGAAGCCCUGCAAAUGGACAGAGGCCCAAGACCAAUGGCUGGAAGAUGGCAUCCGGAUGGUGGAGGACGGCGAGGGCAGAGGGGAGACCGGGCCUCCUGCGAUACCCACUGUGAAGAGGAAGAAAGGCCGCCCUCGGACCGUCAACCCAGUCCCCAAACCCGAAAGCAAAGCUCCCCCCCGGGUGACACUGAAGAUGAACCCGCCGAGGUGUCCUGAGUGCGGUAAAAGCUUCCUCAGCAAUGUGGCCAUGACCAUCCACAUCCGGACGCACACCGGGGAACGGCCAUUCAAAUGCCACCUCUGCCCCAAAGCCUUCCCCUCCCGGGGGGAUCUCAAGAGGCACAUCAAAACCCACCUUCGCAAGAAACCGCCCCCAUCGGUCAUGGCCCGCAGUGGCUCCUCGAAAAAGAGCUUGGCAGCCAAGUUGCAGCUGCAGUGUCACUUGCGCUGCCCGCCGGAUCCGAAAAAACCAUACAACUGUGUGCAGUGCGGGAAGAGCUUCAACAAGAAGCAGAGCCUGCGCAAGCACGAGGGGACGCACUCCACGGAACGGCCCUUCGCCUGCCUGGAGUGCGGGCGCAGCUUCCGGCUCAAGCAGAUCCUGGUGGCACACAUGGCCUCACACAUCAAGGAGCGCCCCUUCGCCUGCGAUCAGUGCGGGAAGUGCUUUGCCCAGGAACGCAAUGUGCGCAGCCACCAGCGGGUGCACACCGGUGAGAAACCCUUCCUGUGCAUGGCAUGCGGGAGGCGCUUCGGCUACAAGCAGCACUUGGUCAAGCACCUGCGCUUCCACACCGGCGAGCGGCCCUACGGCUGCCCCGAGUGUGAGAAGACCUUCCGAGACAAGGCCACGCUGAACAUCCACUACCGCAUGCACACCGGCGAGCGGCCGUACCGUUGCCCAUUCUGCAGCAAGACCUGCCGGCAGAAGCAACACCUCAAUAGCCACCUGAAGGUCCACCGCGGGGAGAAGCUGCCCCCGGGGGACACCACUGGGGUCACCUUGCAAAGGGCCCGUGCUAAGGAGAAGCCGUACGAGUGUCCGCAGUGUCAGAAGCGCUUCCGGAACAAGAAGAUCAUGCUGGUACACCAGAAGACCCACAAAGAGGAACCGUUGCCACGAAGUGCCCCACUGCAGAGAAAGUGUGAUCCAGUUGUGGCAGAUAGAAAGGCCCCCAGGGCAGGCCAAGGGGCAGGGAGGAAAAGGAAGGACACGGGGCUCACCACGGGGACGGCGUCUGUCUCGUCGAAGUUGGUUCCCAUUAGCUGCACCGUCUGCGGGAGGAGGUUCACGCAAAAGAAGUACCUGACACUGCAUCAGAGGAGCCACAGGUGAGGAGAUGCCACUUCCCGUUAGAAUCUCAUCUUUGGCAAAGACCCUUGGAUAGUGCGUGGUGCAGGAAUUGCCUGAGAAGAACCUUUUGCACAGCAGCUGCUGUGGAGGAGGUGCCAGUUUGGGAUCAGAACUAUGUAGACUCAGCGCUGUGAGAAAAGUCUCUUUAUUGCAGGUGGCGGAACUGUUUCAGCUGCGGCACUGCUCAGAAAGGAAGCCCCACCCCCUUCUGUAGGACUGAAAUCCUCCAGCUUUUACUCCUGCCCUUUGGGGUCAAAGGACAGCCAGCUGUUCUUCUCCCGGUCUUGAGAGCAGACAGACACUUCUGUGGGUUUCAGCCCUCUCUCUCUCUGUGUGUAUGUCACUGAGCAACCAGGACCAUCAAAACAAGCCAGGAACGGGUGAUCAUAGCUUCUCAAGCCUUCAGAAGGGCGUAACGCUUAUCCCGAAAGACCCCUAAAUCUAAAGGGGAACAUUUUUCCACUCGAUCUGUGAAACAUUUAAUGGCCGUCCGAGUGGUGUUUAUCCCUAAAUACAGGUAAUCCUCAGCAUACAACAGUUGGUCUAGUGACCGUUUGAAGUUACAACGGCACUGAAAAAUGGCACAUAGGCCCAUUUGUCACACUUAUGACCGCAGGUUCACGUGAUCAAAAUUCAGACUCUUGGCAACGGCUUCAUAUUUAUGACUGUUGCUGUGUCCCAAGGUCAUGUGAUCCCUUUUUGUGGCCUGACCUGCAGAGUCAAGGGCGAAGCCAGAUUCAGUUAACAACUGUGUUAUUAACUAAACAAUCACAGUUAUUCAGUUAAUAAUGGUGGCAAGAAAGGUUGUGGCACACAUUUAACAAAUAUCUCGCUUAACAACAGAAAUUUGGGGCGCUGUUGUCGUCAUAGGUCGGGGACUACUUGUAUGCCAAAGGGUCCCUUAUUCCUGCAAAUGCCCUCUGAUGUAGCUUCGCCAUUCCUCGCACCCUGGGAGGCUUUCGGGACACUGAGACUUUUGCUUCGUAAGAAAUUGCCACAAAUAAUUUACCCUGAUACAGGAACUUGCAUGUCGGGGUCUAGGCUUCUUCUGCAAUAAACCAGAAUAUGGAGGAGGAGGAGGAGGAGGACUAUGGGGUCCCUGGUGUCUCUGAGCUGGGUGGUUUUCAUAUAGACAUUUCGUGACCCAACUAGGUAAUGUCAUCAGUGCUAGAAGGUAGUGGGGUUUGCAAGCAGGAGGAGAGGACCGGGAUGACAACUGUGAGGUUCUUGUUGCUCUCUGAGCUUGGUAGUGUUCUUGAAGACCUUUCAUGACUCACCUAGGGAACAUCAUCAGUGCUAGAAAGGAAUGGGGGUUUGCAAACAGGAGGAGGAGGAGGAAAGAAAGAUAAGAUGCAUCCUGAAACAAAAGGACAAGUUGAGUGCCUAAAUCUGUUGAUGGCUGCCUGGGAGAAUUGCGUGGUGUGUUCCCCGAGGCUGGUUGAUCCCAGAUCCACUUUCAAAGGGCUGUCGGACGCCGUUCUUGAAAACUGGGGUGCAAGAAAAGGGACCAGCCUGUCCUUUUGCAAGGAGCAGGCACAGCCACAACAAAUGGAAGAAUAACAAGGGAAAGGGACUUUGGAGGUCUUCUAGUCAAACCCACUGCUCGAGCAGGAGACCCUUACAGAACAACAGAAUCCCAGUUGGAAGAGGCCUCAGAGGUCAUCUAGUCCAUCCCCCUGCUUGAGCAGGAGACGCUUACAGAAUAAUAGAGUUGAAAGGAACCUUAGAGGUCAUCUAGUUCAACCCCCCAGCUCAAGAAGACCCUAUACCAUUUCAGACAGAUCUGUCCAGUCUCUUCUUAAAAAAUUUGGGAUGCUUUCUGAGCUUGGUGGUUUUCUUGCUGACCUCACAUUACCACGCUAGGUAACAUAAUCAGUUCAAGAAAGGAGUUUGUGGUCUGUUUAUACCACUUAAGCCCUUCUAGUGCUGAUGACAUUACCUAGUUGGUCAUUAAAUAUUGGCAAGAAAACAAUCCAUCCGGAGGGAUAGCAAGGUUUGGUUGAAUAACCAUAAGACUCAUUUAGGAAAGGGGGCAGAGCCGUGGAUCCACAAAGACCGUUCCCUCAAAUUGGCCAUGUCCCCCCCACAAAUAAAGUGGAAUAUCCCCAAAUUUUGGUGGUCCAGAUACCCCCUCCCAUCAGUUGGCAAUGAUUCCUUCCCAUCCAAACCCGGAGAGCCAGCGUUUCCUCAGCAACUCUAAGAUGGGUGGACCUCAACUCCCAGAAUUCCACAGUCAGCAAGAAUUCUGGGAAUUGAAGACCACUCCUCUUAAAGCAUGAUGGCUGGGGAAUUCUGGGAGUUGAAGUCCACCCGUCUUAAAAUUGCUGAGAUUAAGGAAGACUGUUUCAGGCUUAGAAGGAGAAACAAAAGAAUGUCAGAAUUGGAAAUCACCUGUGUAUUUGUGUAUUGGUCCGUUUGUGGUUUUGGAAAGAGGAAUAAUCUUUUUGGGAGCCUCAGGCUGCUUUGCUGACGUGCAAAAAGGAGGGUCGAGAAGACAAGGACAACUUUGGGGGCAUGAGGCCCGCAUGGGGCCCUUUAAAGCAGGAGCUGUUGCGGUCACCAAAUUCCCAUGCAGCCAAAAGAAAGAAAAAAAAUCACGGUAACCUGUAAUGAUGAUACACUGAUUAUUCCACAUGUAUGAAAUAAUUUUCUCCUGUCGUAUUAAAAAUUGCUAUUCAGAGGCAA
Molecule: messenger RNA, 4310 nt
Organism: Pantherophis guttatus
Lineage: Eukaryota; Metazoa; Chordata; Lepidosauria; Squamata; Colubridae
Biological process (GO): regulation of transcription by RNA polymerase II
Cellular component (GO): nucleus
Molecular function (GO): RNA polymerase II transcription regulatory region sequence-specific DNA binding; DNA-binding transcription factor activity, RNA polymerase II-specific
Source: RefSeq, a predicted model, not a curated record